This is a messenger RNA of Benincasa hispida (wax gourd), 681 nucleotides long. The record is from RefSeq and is a predicted model, not a curated record. Lineage: Eukaryota; Viridiplantae; Streptophyta; Magnoliopsida; Cucurbitales; Cucurbitaceae.
AUGUGUGAAGAAGUAAGUAAAAUAGCUUCAUCCUUCCUUAGUCAUGAUUCUAUUAACGAAGCUAUAGAUAGUUUGAGGUUUCUUGGAGAUGUUGGCGACACCGAUUUACAUGUUCUAGAGCGUAUUCUCCCACAUUGCACCGUUGACCAAUUGAUGCAUAUAGAGAACUCUUCCAAAGGAAGAGAUCUCACACCUGUAACUGACAAGCUGUGGAAAAACUUUUAUGAAAAAAAGUUUGGUAAAAAUGAUUCUGAUCUUGUGAUUAAGAAGAUGAAAUAUAAGAAAGAGUCAUUUAAAUGGAAGCAAUUAUAUGAGGCAAAGAUGGAGGCAUUAGAAAAGAAGGCAAUGGAAAUUGAGGCUCGAUAUAAACAAAAUUGUCAAAAGGAAAACGCUCGAAAACAAAGUCGUAAAAUAAUAUUUUGUGAGGACGUUUCUUCUUCGAACAAUAAGAAAAGGAGAUCUGAAGGAACUAUCAAGUCUGAAUGUAAUACCACAGAGAGUAAGAUUUUGAAGAAGCCAAAUAGAGAAGCACAAAUGUGUCAAGUUUCAUCUGGAGGGACAACCAAACCUGGACACCGUACUAAGCAAAGCAAGAUAUUGAAAAAGGCAAAGAGAGAAGCGUUGCAGUGUAUAGAGACGAAGAAUGUAAUAGCUUUUCGAAGAAAUGCAAUGCAGAAAUAG